This is a messenger RNA of Galleria mellonella (greater wax moth), 2357 nucleotides long. RefSeq names its product protein zwilch (gene Zwilch). The transcript is spliced from 14 exons. Gene Ontology annotation, cellular component: RZZ complex. Lineage: Eukaryota; Metazoa; Arthropoda; Insecta; Lepidoptera; Pyralidae. Gene Ontology annotation, biological process: protein localization to kinetochore; mitotic spindle assembly checkpoint signaling. The record is from RefSeq and is a predicted model, not a curated record. The coding region runs from base 85 to 2220 and encodes 711 amino acids.
AUGUUGUUGACUUCCCGUUUUGUUUUUAAAAUUCAAACGUAUCUUUAAUCAAAAUUUAUUCCCUCAUAAAGUUUUAAUUUUACAAUGGACAAUUUAUUGCAGCCAGUAUUAGAGAGUUAUCCUAAACUUACAAUAGAAAAACAAUUUUGUCCAAGCUAUGUAGAAAUGUAUACAAAAAAUAGUAGAGAAAUUGUUAUGGUGUUUGUGAAGAAUAAGCUGGCUACUAACACAAUAGAUAGCAAAUUUGAAAAAGAUAACAAAUGCGAAGCAGAGGAAUUGGAACUAACUGGGUCCCCUCUCAAGCUGGAUCUUAGCUUGCACACAAUAUUAGAUGACACCCUUAUAACUGAUGAACCACAGCUAUGGACUAAGGAGGAAGCUAGCCACCUUCCAGUUGCUAUUAAUAAAGCCAGAGACAUUGCAAAUCUGUACAAUAAAAGUCUUACCACAGUGUCAACAGAAGAUGCCAUACCAAUGUGGAUACUGACCAAUCCAUCUGAUGAGGGGAAACCUCUACUCCUCACUGUACAAUCUGAUGACCACCAUUUUGCCAGAGGCAUUGUUACAUAUGAAGGUUCUAUGACUUUAGAAGAAGUGGAUCUUGAUAAGCUGGUUGAGCAAUAUGCAGCACAAGAAAGAAUAAAUACUGAUUUGGUUACUGUUACAGUAGAUUGUAAAUACCUACUGUCUGGCAUUUCAUAUGGCUCUCAUACUACAGAUGAGCUAUUGAAUGCACCUCAUGGUGGAUUAACAGAAUUACACUGCGAAUGGCAAGGGAAAACUUUGGUGACACCAUUCAUAAACUGUAAAGUUAAUUUUGAACAAGAAGUAAUAGUAGGACACCUGGCAAGCCCAUGUAAUGCUAUAUGGAAAUCGGUGUGUUCUUUGCACAAUAUAAAUCAAUUACUAGUUGAUAUGACAGCUGCAGGAUCUUCUUCAGUCAACUUAGAAACUGCUGUUGUAAGGAACUACACUGUUGGAAUGAAAAAACCAAACAAUACUAAGCGGUUAAGUGAGCUCCUCAACGAGACCGAGACAUAUGCAUAUACCGCGGAAUGCCCUGCGGGUGGAUGCACGUGCGUCACCGAAGACACCAGCAGUUUGCGACAAUGUCUCUCGGCUAUGAACGCUGAAGGAUCGAGUAACGAUUUUACGUACAAAUUGUGGGAUAUUUUAAGAGACUGCGAGACUGCCGAAGAAUUAGUAACUCUGCUAAUCCAAGCUCUCAAAUUUAUUUCGUCGGGCAAGAUUAGACCAUUUAUUGAUGCUAACAAUAAAACCUAUUUAUCAAAAUUGGUACUGAAGCUAUCUCGUGGUCACUCCCAAACCGCUAAAGUACUGAAGAAUCUCCGCUCGAGUUCCCCGCAAGCGUUGUCCUUAGUGGCUCAGGUGGGCACAGAGAAAACUAUGUGGGAAUAUACAAGGGUUAUGUCCCUUCUAGAACAUUCCUUCUACAUUGCUGGGAUUUGGACGACUGAUGCCAGAUCUCAUGAGUCCAUAGAACAGAUCAACCAAACGAUACAAGAUAUGACGAUGGGCGGAGAUUUUACCCUGAACCCAUUCGAUAAUAUAUCAACAGCGGAACACUCGAUUAGGCUCGAUUGUGAAUCGUUCUACGUCGAUGACACUAAUGAUCUCACUGUUGAUGACUUCGCAUCAUUGAAGAAACACGGACUUGUCGCCGAGAAGAAGGAUGCGAAUGAGGUACCUAUAAUAGCUGAUGAGAUAGAUAUUAGCCCAUGGAAGAAUCUAUUGAUGAAAUUCGCUCAAGUCCACGUCUGUUUAGAGCACUUAUAUCGCGCUGAAACCUGUUUGAGAGCUGACUUUACAAAUCUAAAGCCAAUAGCGACACGCUUGUUGGAACACUACGUCUCUGAGCGGUCGCCCAUCAAGACAGUUGGACAAGUGUUGAGCGACCCUGUUCAGAAGAUACGCAUGCCAAUAGCAAACAAUAUAGUGCAGGAUCAUUUAAAGAAACCAGCAUAUUGGUAUCGUACUGUAAUUAAUCGGAAGGAAAAUUCAGAUCAAGGUCUGAUUCGGGAUUGUAAACUUACCUACGUGUCCUCACAGCAACCAGUUUUCCCACCUUCAGUUUGGCAGAAUUUGGAGCCACCUACAGAUGAAGUAACUGAAAUAACAACAAUUGGAGAAGAAUUGAAGUAUCAUACCACUAAAUUUACGUUUUUAAGUAAUAAUCUGAUUAGUAAAUUAACUCUGUAGAACUGUACCGCAGCCCAAGUGAGUCGUGCCUUAAUAGCUAAUAGUAGCGUUUUAUACUAGAUAUAUUUUCAUAACAUAAAUACAUAUAUUUUUUGUAUUAGUAAUGCUAUUUAUUUAGUAAAGCAUAAUGAAUGCUU